This is a messenger RNA of Nicrophorus vespilloides, 861 nucleotides long. Its product is annotated as probable histone-lysine N-methyltransferase set-23. Gene Ontology annotation, molecular function: zinc ion binding; histone H3K9 methyltransferase activity; protein binding. The record is from RefSeq and is a predicted model, not a curated record. The transcript is spliced from 2 exons. The coding region runs from base 46 to 795 and encodes 249 amino acids. NCBI's taxonomy places the organism in Eukaryota, Metazoa, Arthropoda, Insecta, Coleoptera, Silphidae. Gene Ontology annotation, cellular component: nucleus.
CCUAACUUUUCGUUUUUGUUUGAGUCGAUCGUUGCAAGUAGAAAAAUGAAUGAUCCAUAUGAAAGUUUGAUUUCAUCUGGUAAUUACAGCUUCCUCUACACGCCCACAUCUAUACCGACCAAUGAGACUGAAGAGUACUUCAACGAGGAGUACGUGGGUUGUCUUUGCACGGAUAUCUGCAGGGCAGACUGUCCAUGUUAUUCGCGCACUGGUACCAUCUACGAGGAUGGUAGAAUCGUGCAGAUUAACGAUAUGCCUUCGUAUGAAUGCAACGCGAAUUGCUCCUGCGCCUCCAAAUGUUCCCUCAAGUUGGUCCAAUUCGGACCGAACAGUAACAUGGAUAUUAGAUGGACCGAGAAAAAGGGGUAUGGUUUGUUCGCGAAAUCCCGAAUACCGAAAGACUCGUUUAUAUGCGAAUACGCUGGAGAGAUUAUUGGGAAAAAUGAAGCUGAACUGAGAUACCACAACCGGGCAGUAGUGGGUGAAAGCAAUUACAUAUUCUGGGCGAGGGAGCAUUUCGGCGACAAAACGAUUGAAACGAUAAUCGAUCCAACUUCAAUUGGAAAUAUCGGUAGAUUCGCGAAUCACAGCUGCAAACCAAACUGCAACCUGCUACUAAUCAGGAUAGAUUGCGCCUAUCCAAAGGUUUGCUUGUUUAGCAACAGAAUUAUUGAUGCAGAGCAGGAAAUCACAUUUGAUUAUGGAAGCUGCGAAUCCGUGCAACCGUCGCUCAUAGAAAACCCUUGCCAUUGCGAGGAAGCCAAUUGCAAGGGCAAACUUACUGAAGAUUUGUAGUGGUCAGCCAAAUCUGGACAAGGAAAGAUAAUGUUGAUGCUUCUGUUAUCCUUGAUUGGCACCACA